This is a messenger RNA of Malassezia sympodialis ATCC 42132, 1080 nucleotides long. RefSeq lists its product as uncharacterized. Bases 1 to 1080 code for a protein of 359 amino acids. The record is from RefSeq and is a predicted model, not a curated record. Lineage: Eukaryota; Fungi; Basidiomycota; Malasseziomycetes; Malasseziales; Malasseziaceae. Gene Ontology annotation, molecular function: oxidoreductase activity, acting on NAD(P)H. The transcript has 2 exons.
AUGUCUGCUCACACUAUGAAAGCCCUUACCAUCGACGGCAAGAGUGCCGCUUCGGUCAAGACGAUCGACACGCCGAAGCCGGGCCCUGGCCAAAUCCUCGUCAAGGUGGCGGCCAACGCGCUGAACCCCACGGAUUGGAAGCACCUGGACUACUUUGGCAUCAAGGACGCGAUCGUCGGCUCGGACUUUAUUGGCACGGUGGUCGACAAGGAUGCGAAUGCCGGGAACACGGUCGAGAUUGGCGAGCGUGUCGCGGGCUGCGUGCGCGGUGGGCACACGCCCGGCAUGGGCGCCUUUGCGGAGUACCUGGUGACCUACCCGUCCGCUGUGACGACGGUGCCUGACUCGAUCUCGGACGUCGACGGCGCGGGUCUGGGUGUUGGUGGAUUUACUGCGCUGUUCGGCCUCUUCCAGCCGAAGCACCUCGGCCUGCCGGUGCCGCCUCGCGGCCCUCUGCCGGACGUGGACCCCAAGCUCAAGGUGCUUGUGUGGUCGGGUGCGUCGUCGACGGGCCAGUUUGCCAUCCAGGCUGCGCGUGCGACGGGUGCCUACGUGAUUGUGACGGCGUCGUCGAAGAACCACGAGUGGCUCAAGUCGCUGGGUGCGGCGGAGGCGUUCGACUACUCUGACCCUGAGACGCCCGCCAAGAUUGCUGCGGCGCACCCCGACCUCGCGUACGCGUUCGACUCGCGCUCGGAGCAGGGCUCACAGGAGGCGUGUGCUCGUGCGCUGAGCAAGGAGGGCGGCAAGGUUGUGUGUCUGCUGCCUUUCAACCCCAAGACGGUGGCCGAGGCGAACCCCAAGGUGAAGACGACCUUUUUGCUGCUCUACACCACCUCGGGCGAGCGCACGGAGAUGUUCUCGAUCGUAUUCGACGAGGCGUACUGCCAGGAGGACAUGCGCUACAUGCAGGAGAUGGCCAGCGGCAAGAACGGUCUCAUGUUCCAGCUGCUCUCGUCGGGCGCGCUGCGCCCGAACCGCUCGACGCUGCAGACGGGCGGCUUCGACGCGGUCCUUGCUGGCCUCGACCGCAUGCGCAACGGCCAGGUUUCGGGAGAGAAGCUAAUUUACAAGCAGUAG